AAGAUGGCGGCGGAGCGGACAGCCGGCUCGGCACGGUGACUGACAGAAGAAGCUGCCUCGCUCACGGCUAUUCUCCGAGAAGGAGAGGUGCGGGGGGAACUAAAUAAAUAACAACAACAACAACAACAGCCGGCUGUCACGCCUCGCCGGUAAUGCAGCAGCACCGGUAGACGACGGACACCGGUCGAAGUUGUGCGUGAGGACCGAUUUUGACGUUCACUAACGGGGCAGUUGGCGGGGAUGGGAAAUGAUGGAGGACAAAGGCCCUCGUGUAGCCGACUACUUUGUGGUGGCCGGUCUGACAGACUCGUCCAAGCCGUUGGACCAGGAGAUCCACUUUGAUGACGUCUGCCACAAGACGGCCAAGCCCAAAGCGCCCAUCACCGACGUGGCGGUGGUGAUCCGCUCGCUGGGCGAGGAGGUACCGCCGGGGUACACGUGCAUAGAGACGACACCGACCGGCCAGUCGGCCGAUCUUAACAACGGAGGCCUCAUGGCGCCCCAGAUCUUCCUGUGCUACCGGCGAGGCUGUGACAAACCGCCGCUCAUUGACCUGGGUGUGCUGUACGAGUGGAAGGAGCGACUGAAGCAGGGCUGCCACCUCAUCCAGACCACACCCUCUGGCCGCCCGGCCAACAUCAGCGGUAACUCCUCGCAGCGCAUCUACGUCACGUACCGCCGGGCGCCUGAGAGCCAGCAGCACGCCGCCCUGGCUGUCACCGACAUCUGCAUCAUCAUCCCCAGCAAGGGUGAGACGCCCCCGCACACCUUCUGCAAGGUGGAGAAGAACCUCAACAGCAGCAUGUGGGGCUCCUCUGUCUACCUGUGUUAUAAGAAGUCUGUGGCCAAAACCAACUCAAUAGCCUACAAAGCAGGUUUAUUCAGCAGAUAUCCAGAGGAGGACUACGAGUCGUUCCCUCUGCCAGAGUCCGUCCCUCUCUUCUGCCUUCCCAUGGGGGCCACGAUUGAGUGCUGGCCGGCUAACACCAAAUACUCCCUCCCUGUUUUUUCCACCUUCGUUCUCACCGGAGCCUCUGGAGAGAAGGUUUACGGUGCUGCCAUUCAGUUCUACGAGCCCUACCCACAGGAGUGUCUGACCAAUCAGCAGCUCUCCCAGCUCGGCCUCCUCAGCCCAGAGCCGCACAAGCCCUCGUCCUCCAACACCUCCAACACCACCACCACCACCACUACCAACAGCUCCCGGUCGGUUCACACCAACAAGUGCAUCUGCCUGCUGUCCCACUGGCCCUUCUUCGACGCUUUCCGCAAGUUCCUCACAUUCCUCUACCGCUACUCCAUCUCCGGCCCUCAUGCUCAGCCCAUUGAGAAGCACAUCUCUCACUUUAUGCACAAAGUUCCCUUCCCUUCCUCUCAGAGGCCUCGCAUCCUCGUGCAGCUCUCCCCUCAUGACAGCCUGAUGCUGAGCCAGCCGGUGUCUUCUCCGUUACCGCUCAGCGGAGGUCGGUUUUCCACGCUGCUUCAGAACCUCGGACCAGAGAACGCAGUGACUCUGCUGGUGUUCGCUGUCACUGAACAUAAGAUCCUGGUCCACUCGUUACGACCGGCCGUACUGACCAGCGUUACCGAGGCGCUGGUGUCUAUGAUCUUUCCGUUCCACUGGCCGUGCCCUUAUAUUCCUCUGUGCCCCCUGGCGUUGGCUGACGUCUUGAGCGCCCCUUGUCCGUUCAUCGUGGGAGUGGACUCCCGCUACUUCGACCUUUACGACCCUCCGCCAGACGUGAGCUGCGUGGACCUGGACACGAACACCAUCUUCCACAAUGAAGACAAGCGAGCCCUCACGUGGAAGAUCCUGCCAAAAAAAGCCUGUAAAAACCUAAUGAAUGUGCUGAGCAAUCUGUACCAGCAGCUGGCUGAUGGUCAGUUCAGGCCUGAUGGGCUGCUGGAGCUGAGCAUGACCGAUUCGUCAGAGCUAAGCUGCGGGAAGAGUCUCCACAUGCUGGAGCUGGAGAUCCAAGAAGCCUUUCUGCGCUUCAUGGCUGCCAUUUUGAAGGGCUACCGCUCCUUCUUACGACCAAUCACCCAGGCACCUUCUGAGAAAGCCACUGACGCCAGCUCACUCUUUGACCUGCAAGGGUUCUUGAAGAGCCGCGACCGCUCACACCAGAAGUUCUACUCUCUAAUGACCAAGACCCAGAUGUUCAUCCGCUUCAUCGAGGAGUGCUCGUUUGUCAGCGACAAAGACGCCAGCCUGGCCUUCUUCGACGACUGUGUGGACAAACUUUACAGUUCAGAGCGGAGUGCAGACAAAGGAGGCAAGGUGGACGGCGACAGGCCAGAGGAGGCCCGGCUGAUAGAGAUUGAUGAAUCCCAGCGCAGCGAGCACACGGUCUUCAUCACGCCUCCGGAGCUGCCCCCUCUGCCUGACGGGGAGGAGUAUCCGCUCUGCUACAGGUAUGACGGUUUCCCGGUGUUGAGCCUUGACCUGUUUGACCCCGUGGAGGGCCGGACGCCAUCCUACCGUCUCGCUGCCAGGCACAGCUGUCCCACCAGCCCUGCCCCCAUGUUCAGACGCACCAAGCAGGAGAUCAAAUCAGCCCAGAAGAUUGCCAAGAAGUACUCAUCCAUCCCUCAGCUGUGGUCCAAGUGCCUCCUCCGUCACUGCUACGGCCUCUGGUUCAUCUGUCUGCCGGCGUACGUGAAAGUCUGCCACUCUAAAGUUCGGGCCCUGCGCACCGCCUACGACGUCCUCAGGAAGAUGCAGGCGAAGAAGCUGCAGCCCCCCGAUGAGGUCUGCUACAGAGUGCUGAUGCAGCUGUGUGGGCAGUAUGGCCAGCCUGUCCUGGCAGUCAGGGUCCUGUUUGAGAUGAAGAAGGCUGGAGUCCAUCCCAAUGCCAUCACCUACGGCUACUACAACAAGGCCGUGUUGGAGAGCACAUGGCCCUCCAGCACCAGAGGAGGAUACUUCCUGUGGAUGAAGCUGAGGAAUGUGAUCGUGGGUGUGGCCCAGUUCAAACGGGCGCUACGACGACACGCACCCCUCAAUCAGAGUCCUCUGUCAGAUGGCAGCGACCUGGACGCUGUGAGUCACGGCAGCCUGGAUAGCUCUGUCGACACUAACCCGGCUGAGCAGGGCCCCUACGCCACUGACCCCGUCAAAGUAGACCCCACUGACGAUAGAUCUAGCACAGGAGAUCAGUCAGAUCUGGGUUAUAACUCACUGUCCAAAGAGGAGGUUCGGAGAGGAGACGCCACCACUCAGGACUCCGGCCCUGACAGAGAUGACAAGAAGGAGAGCGACUGCAGCUCCUUGUCAGAGACAGAGAGUGCCAAGGGAAGUAAAGACUGCCUCCCUCAGCUGGAUCUGGAGAUCAGCUCCUCCUUCAAACCUCGAGGCAUUGUUCGCAGCAGCUGUCCCUUUGACGACUCGGCCUGCAAACCCAAGAGCUCUGCCAGUGCAGGCCACGUCGCAGGCCUCCUCUUCACCACCUCCCUCGAGGAGAUCGGGGAGGUUCACACCAACAGUUUGCUCCGGAGACAUAAGAGCGCUCUGGAGGAGGUGGUGGGCAGCGCCAGCAGCGGCUCGGCCCUCGACUGGCAGGGGGCGAGGGCCCGUCGGCUGAGCGGAGACACCGUGGGCAGCGGCGGCAGCGGCACCACCGUCCUGGGCCUGGGCAUGAGUCAGGGCGAAACUGACCCAGAUAAGAUUGCGGGGAACUUGGGCGCAGAUGCCAGAAUCCUCUCUGGUGCCAACUUCAGUAAGAGUAAGAGGCCGCGUUCACUGGUCGUUGGCGGGUUGGAGGGUGCUAAGACGGGGUCAGCCAGAACUCAUGAUCACAUGGAGAUGGAGGAGGAGGAGGAGGAGGAGGAGGAGGAGGACGAUGAGAUGGAGGCGCAGGACUCCAGCGACGAAGAAGACAGGAGCAAUACAGAGGCCAUUUUUGACUUGGAGGAUCUGGAUUUAGACAAGCCAGCCUCAGGAACGAAACCUCCCGACAAACCCCACAAGAAGCUCGUGGAGCGCAGCGCCAGCUACAGCGGCACGAGCCCCGUGACGUCCAGAGGAGCGGUCAAGCGCACGGACAUCAAAACAGGCUACGACCCUCUGUCCCUUCUGGCUGCAGAGUCGCAGUCUGAGCAGCAGAACGAGGAUCAGUACUCGGAGGAGGGCGAGAGCAGCACGUCUAGCGCCCGCAGGGACCUGGCCAGGGAGAUUGAGCUCUACAUGAACUACAUGGGCAGCCCUCUGAGCAGCCGCACGCCCAGCCUCGACCUGCAGGACGCAACCAGCCCCCUCCUCCUGCACCCCUCGUCACUGGUCACCCCGCGCAGAGCCAGCCUGCCCCACAGCUCCCCCCUCAGGACUGCAGGAGUACCGCGCUCCCGCACCUUCCACCCGCCGUCGCCCUCCCAACACGUCUCACGCCAGCGCCUGUGGUCGUCGCCCCCCUGCCGGAGCUCCAGCACCACCCCCAGCCCCAGCCCUCGGCCCAGCCCCUACAGGGAGAGGGGAGAGAGGGUGAGCCUGGCGUCGCCCUCACCCUCCUCCUCCUCUUUUGCUCUGGACACCUUGCUGACACCGACGCUGGACGUGUUCAAGACGAGCGUGUUCUCUGCCGGGAAGGGCGUGGCAGAGAAGGCGAGCCGCUGGUAUUCCCGCCUCGCCACCUACACCACACCCACCAAGGACGGCCACAGCGACCACCUGAGUGUGUCCUCCCUCGGAGUUGGAGACCCAGACGGCUCCUCUCUGUUGGAUGAGGACUGUGUGGGGUCAGAGAGCUCCGUGGUCUCUCCACAGAGGAACGGCCCCCUUGGCCCAGCCAGGCCCCGUAGGAGCCCCAGACGUAGCCCCCUCCACAGCAGGCUGAACAGCCCGACUGCAGCCUUCAGCCACGGGAGACCCUCAUCUCUGCUCCCUGGCUACUCUCUACCAGACAAGUCGGACCUCGGCUCUUCGCGCUACACCAGCAACACCAGUAUCUUCAACAACUACGCCAUGGAGCUGCUGAUCUCCAGCUGUUCCCGCUGUAAGACGUGUGACUGUCUGGUGUACGACGAGGAAAUCAUGGCCGGCUGGACGGCAGACGACUCCAACCUGAACACCACCUGCCCCUUCUGUGGAAACCCCUUCCUGCCCUUCCUCAACGUGGAGAUCAGGGACAUGCGAGGACCUGGCAGGCUUUUCCUGAAGGGCAGCCCAUCGGUGGACGAGGCCAUGACCUCGUCGUGUUCUGCGUCCACAGGUCUGGACACGGGGACGUCCACCUUGUCCACACCUUGUCCCACAACAGCCAUCUCACCCCCGUCACCCAUGAUUGCUGUGCAGGAUUGUUCAGCAAGGACUCGGUCGACCAGGGCUCAUGGCAUCAACAUACCGGCGGAUCGGCGUCAGGGGGGGCUGUCCUGCGGGGCUCCCAUGGCUCGCAGCGUCAGCGCCUUCGGUCCUCUGGACGAACCGCCCCGAUUCAACCGCUGUGUGCCGACGUCGGGCAGCCUGCCCAGCCGCCUGAAUGAGACCACGGACCCACUGAGUAUGGAGUGGCGGCUGCACAACCCAGAGCCGGUGACCGUUCCCUAUCUGAGCCCCCUGGUGCUGUGGAAGGAGCUGGAGAGUCUGCUGGAGAACGAGGGAGACAUGGUGAUCACGGAGGCCGACCUGGUGGACCAUCACCCCAUCAUCUACUGGAACCUGGUCUGGUACUUCAGACGUCUGGACCUGCCCAGCAACCUGCCCGGCCUCAUCCUCACCUCCGAGCACUGCAACAGAGACUCGCAGGUCCCUCGUCACUGGAUGUCAGAGGACAGCAAACACGUCUUGAUCCAGAUCCUGUGGGACAAUCUGAAGCUGCACCAGGACCCCAUCCAGCCUCUCUACAUCCUCUGGAACACAUUCAAUGUGGGUUACCCUCUGUCCCGGGCCGUCCCCGAGGAGGAGAAGCCCUUCAGCGAGGAGCUGCUGCACAGCGUGGUGAAGGGCAUCCAGAGGAACGACGUCAGCCGGCCCAUGGCUCAGCUGCUGCAGCUGCUGGCUCAGACGCUCGGGGUCAAACGGCAAAGGAGCUUGUACAGAGACAUCCUCUUCCUCUCACUGGUGGCUCUGGGAAAAGAUAACAUAGAUAUUGACGCCUUCGAUCGGGAGUACAAGCUGGCGUACGACCGCCUCACGCCCAACCUGGUGAAGCUGACCCAUAACUGUGACCGUCCUCCGAGCACGGGCGUCAUGGAGUGUCGCAGGACGUUUGGAGAGCCUUACCUGUAAACACUCACCUGCACACGCCGGGUUAUUAACCCUCACCGCCAUCGUCAUUGCUUUAAGACCAGCUCAGGAAACCUGUUGGAAGACUGAAUGUGCACUACGGUAAACUCUAAGGAAGGUACAGUUGGCUGUGGUCAGCGUCAUGUAGCCUAAAGUUUUAUAGACGACAGAAACUCGCUGCGUUCAUUAACACCACUUCAUCCAGCCUCACCGGGUUUCUGUAAAUACAAAGCAGUAGAGGAUUUUUUUAAAGUGCAACAUUUAUAUUGUAUAGUCAAACAUCAUAUAAAGACUAAUAUUAGCAAUAUUUUAACUAUUUAUACAAAGCCAGCUUUAUUUAUUGUCACGUAGCGUUUUACCUGUUGUCCUGUGGUUGCUCUCAUCUUGAAGCAGUUGAAACCUGGAUGAGUUGAAAACUCGGCUCACCAAAGCGUUUCAGUACGUGUUCGCUGUGUGUUUGAAAUGAGUUGGGUCUAAAUAUUCUUAACUGUGACGAUUCGCUGUCUUUUUGUUUUGUCUGACAGCGAAUUAAAAAUCUUUUUUUGACUGUUGGUCAGUGAAAGAGAUAAAACUAUUUUUAAGCCUUCAGUGUUCGUCUCAGUGUUCACUAUGCUGCCCAAACUGUUACAGUACAGCUCUACUUUUAUUUUGAGCCUGUAAGCAAAGGUGGUUAUCAAUUAAUCAGUAUGAGUGUGAAUCUCAACAGCAGGGAGGUUAUUAUGGAAAAUGUGACAUUAAAGUGGCAAGUCCAUAAUCACAUGUGAAUAUAUCACUCAUUACCACCAGGACCACAAAAUUCCCAAAUCUCAUGGUUAUUCCAUGUACGUCCUGGUCAUACGCUGAUUGGAAUAAUCUGUAAAUCACCCAGAAUGUGACAAAAAAUCUCUAACAAUGAAUUUUGCCUUCAUUUGUGAAAGCUCCUGCUCCACAAUCGGUGUGAUCUUGUACAAGUUGUAAAGAGGCAGUUAAGUUCGGUGCUUUUGUGCACUGGUGUGUCAGCAUUGUUCUCUAGUUACAAAGGGUGACCAGAUUUGAGUUUGUGAAAAAGAGCAGCAGGGACACACACACAGAGAAAUGUAACGCAAAUUGAAUGUUAACAUGUUUGAAUCUCUAGUAGAACAAAAUCCUGGUCAAGUUUGAAAUUGUUUGAAAAACUUUACGUCUCAAAAAGACGACGUAUCUGAGAAAAAGAGGGCGUCUGGUCUCCCGUCUGGUUGUUACACAUUGAUUGCAGCUCAUGUUGGUUUACUGAAAUCUACACAAAAUACAAAAAAAGAAAAAGACAUCUAAGUAGAUGGUGUGUUGCAAGAGGCAGAAUAAUUUUCUUCGAUUAAUGCACACAGGCUCUGCAUGAAGUGGAGAUCCUGUGGAAAUUAAGCAGAAUCUAAAGUGGGGCCGUAGUAAAUGAUCGUAACCUGCAGAGGGCGGUAAAACAGCCUGUAGCGUUGAUACUGCCAGAAAUCCCAAAAGAAGCAGAAGAAGAAAACCACCACAGUCAAUGGUCCUCUCUUAAUCAUGAUUAAAUAUUUAAAUCUACUGAGUUUGUACAUGUCUGAAGACGCCACAGUCUAGAUCAACUUGCUCAAACUCAUGAAAUUAAGUCACAUCAGUCUCUCAUAUAGAAAUAAUUGAUAACCACCUUGAUCCGUUCUAUCCAUGCAAAAUAUAAAUUAGUUUUGUUUACAUUUUUUAACUUUUGAAAUACUUCAGCAUCAUCUGAACAACAACACUUUUAGUUUCAUCGUCCUAGUGUUUGUCGCCAGAUCAAUUAUCAGUAUUAUUGUUCGUACUGAACAAAGACAAAACACAUCACCACAAUCAUGGAUUUUUGUGGUUUUACUUGAGGUAAGAGAAGCUCUGGAAAAAAAAAAAUACUAAACUAAAUACACAAAGAAAAAAACUUGCAGGAUUUAAU
Mugil cephalus (flathead mullet) is the source of this 8132-nucleotide messenger RNA. Its product is annotated as C-myc promoter-binding protein-like. Gene Ontology annotation, cellular component: cytoplasmic vesicle; ESCRT I complex. Gene Ontology annotation, biological process: regulation of Rab protein signal transduction. The transcript is spliced from 33 exons. Lineage: Eukaryota; Metazoa; Chordata; Actinopteri; Mugiliformes; Mugilidae. Bases 248 to 6220 code for a protein of 1990 amino acids. Gene Ontology annotation, molecular function: protein binding. The record is from RefSeq and is a predicted model, not a curated record.